Messenger RNA from Elgaria multicarinata webbii, 1764 nucleotides. It is a transcript of the gene NUFIP1, whose product is annotated as nuclear FMR1 interacting protein 1. NCBI's taxonomy places the organism in Eukaryota, Metazoa, Chordata, Lepidosauria, Squamata, Anguidae. Gene Ontology annotation, cellular component: nucleus. The record is from RefSeq and is a predicted model, not a curated record. The coding region runs from base 16 to 1335 and encodes 439 amino acids. The transcript has 10 exons. Gene Ontology annotation, biological process: box C/D snoRNP assembly.
UGGUACCCCGGAGCCAUGGAUUUUUCCGUUUGGUACCCGCCUCCGCCUGGGCCUUUCCCUGCCUGGGGCUCUCACGGGCCCUGGCCCCCGCCUGGGCCCUGGCAAUGGCCGCCUCCUCCACCUCUGUUGCAGACGCAACCGCCAGGGAGAAAUUGCCAUUUUGAGGAACAAUGGCAACGGGGACAAACUGCAUCGCCACAUGUCGGAGCCUGUCGAGGCAGAGACUACAAACAAAAGAACAAGAAGAGAAAAGAGCCAGUUUUUACCCAUUAUUGUGAUACAUGUGAUCGUGGCUUUAAAAACAAGGAGAAAUAUGAGGAACACAUCUCUCAGCACAGGCAGUGUACAGAAGAUGGCUGUAAUUUUAGUGCACAUGAAAAAUUGGUUCAGAUCCAUUGGAAGAACAUGCAUUCUCCUGGUGCCAAACAUAUCAAAUUAGACACGCCAGAGGAAAUAGCCAAAUGGAGAGAGGAAAGAAGAAAGAAUUUUCCUACUUUGGCAAACGUUGAAAAGAAGAAAGCACUAGACAAGGAAAAGGAGCAACGGGGAGAGGUGCUUAGAACGCUGCAAUUUGGCAAGAUGAAGGGAAUGUGGAAAGCUUCUAAGUGUGAAACUUCUAGGCCACAAGGAAAAGAAAGAAGGCGAACAAAUCACUUCGGGAACAGAUCUAGGAGUGUGCCUGAUGGUGACAAAGGUCUCCCCCUGAAUGCUCCAGCUACAACCGGCCCAGACAACCGUAGAACUGAGAAGGAGGUUGGACAAGGGCCUGCUGGAGAGAAACACACCUCUAUGGGGGAUGCAGAUCCCCUUAGCAUGUUGGCCAGCAGUGAUCCUGAUUCAGACAAGGAAAUGGGUGCUACAAAAGAUGCAGGUCUAGGAAUUAGUGUUGUUCCGAAGCAGGUGACUUCAGCUCUGAGUUCACUGGUGGCCAACUAUGGCAGCAUGUCGGAAAGUGAGAGCGAACCAGAUGAGUCCACCAAGACUGAAGCAAAAGCACUCAUUGAAAAUCAGGGAAUUCUCAGAAGUAUCCAUUCAAAUAUUCCACAAAAUCUUAAAGUCACAGCCCACAAAGAAGCUGCUAAUUAUACAGAUGCAACACUGGGGACGCCAGAUCCAUGCACAGUACGCAACAGAGGUUCAAACAGACAGAGGGAGGCGCUUUCUGUAAUACCAAAACACCGUCCAACUCUACUGGAAAUGCUGCUGGCAAAGGACAUUCGGCAUGAAAGGAAUGUGGUUCUGCAAUGCAUUCGCUAUAUCCUCCGAAAUGAUAUCUUUGGACUCCAUAUUGAGACUGAUUCAACAACACACUUGGAGACUGGACAGAAUUCUUAAGAAAAGGAAGCGCUUUUGGCAAAUGGGUAUAUUAAAUCUAACAGCUCUUGCAACUUUGACCAUCCGUUAGCAAAGCCACAGGAAUUAGUUGUAGGCCCAAGCAAGGUCGCCUCUGUAUCUCAGACGUCCAAAAUUGCUCAUGCUGUCGAUGAGGAGGUUUGGGAAUCCACAGAAAUGCCUUGUAAAGAAAACUGACAUUUUUGCAGUCAUGGAUAACCAGAAGAUAUGUGGGCCAUUUGACGAUUCUUUUGAAAGUCAUCAAAUUGUAUAUUGCAUCAAAAGAACUUGUGUAAAUGAAAGCAGCCCUUUGGAUGGAAAGUGACAUCCACUUUGACAACUACAUUGAUCUUCUAAUAUUUUUCUUGAGGAUUUUAUUUUUUGCACCUCAUAAGAUCUAAAUAGAAAUCACAUUAAAGCUGUUUUACUGGA